CAAGAAUAAAAUUAUUAUUAUUAUUAUUAUUAUUAUUAUAACUUGCAGUUUCUCAAGUUGCUCCUGAUAUGAAAAGAAAAAAAUGUAAUAACAUGAGAGAUUCUUCUGCAAUAAGGGGCAUUAAGUACAAAUAUUGGUUGCUGGUGUAAAAGAUGGUAUAGUAGAUUGAUAACUGCUGAAUUAUUUAAUAUUGCGAAUCGUAUUGUAGUUGUGUUACUGCAGGGAUCAAAUAUGUACAAGUUUUCUUCUUUAUGACAUAUGCAAAUAAGUAUAACAAUAUCUCUUGGAUUCACUAUCAGUCUACAGGCAGGAGGAGGCAGAGUUCUCCCUGGGUUGCUGUGAGUUUUUCGUACUGUAUGACCAUGUUCCAGUAGCAUUUUCUCCUGCUCCUGGAAGGAAUAACUACUGGAAUAUGGCCAUAAGACCCGAAAAACUCACAGCAACCCAGUGAUUCCGACCGUGAAAGCCUUCGACAAUACAGAGUCCUCCCUGUUCUCAACACGGAUUGCAUCCAGCACAAUGGACACAAAGGUGUUUGUUUCUAUAGUAAAUCAACACACCUGGAUGGAAGCAGUUGUCAUGCUUUUCUGCCCUUGCUCCUUUCCAGAUUAAUUUAUUCUCCAUUCUACAGAGAAAGUCGGAGCUUAUAUAUAGAUUUCAAAACACACAUCUAUGUUUAGAGUUCAUCUGUUUAUAAUGUAUAGUACCAAAUAUUAGGAUUGUGUUUUAUUAACUCAGUAUGAACUACUAGAUAUUGUCUACUGUAUUGAAGAUGGAGGGAGGGAGGAUUUGAUCCUGCAAUAAUUAGGCCAUACAUUAACUUCAGUACUCAGAAUAGUUAUUUUUUUGGAUUUAAGCUGCCCAAAUCUUCCAUCAUCCUGGACCAGUCAGAGGGAGUUUUCAACCAAAAGAACAACAAUUCUAAGCUGUGGGUAGCUAUUCCAUUUUUCUGUGUGUGAGAGAGGGAGAGAUUGUUGCUCAUUCUUUCAUCACACUGAAACAUUCUUGAAGUUUAGAAGGAAAGCUAUCCUGCAAAGUGUUGUUGCAAAAAGGAAUGAUGGCUAGAGGUGUGGCAUGGAUGGGAAGAGGGUCCUCGUGUUGCCAUCUGAAAGUUGGUGAGGCUUAGCAGGAGGAAUUUUAAGCAGAGCCUCUCUAUGGUUGCACCUGCCCAUGAAAAAAUGCUUUUCUGUUAAAUAAUGCCUUUUAAUUUGUCUUACAGCAACAUUCAACACAUGCGGAAACAGCUUGAUGCCUUAGGUCUUUCUUUUAGCUGGGAUCGGGAAAUAGCCACUUGUUUCUCAGAGUACUAUAAGUGGACACAAUACAUUUUUCUUAAACUUUAUGAAGCUGGAUUGGUCUAUCAAAAUGAAGCUGCAGCCUCAGAAUGGCUGCUGAAGACCUUGUUUGGGGCGGAGCCUGGUGCGGCCCCGCCCACGGAGGGCCCUGACGGCGGGAAACUUUCCCGCCGCGCCGAGGGGGCUCCUGGGAAGAAGAAGCCCCCUGGUCGCCGCCAUGUUGGGAAGGAGGGAGCGCCCUUCCCAGCAACCUGCAGGGCCGGCAAUGGUUAAUUGGGAUCCGGUGGACCAGACUGUUCUUGCUAAUGAACAGGUGGAUGAAAAUGGCUGUUCAUGGCGUUCAGGAGCAAAAGUGCAAAAGAAGUACCUCAAGCAGUGGUUCAUUAAACCAUCUGCCUAUGCAAAGUCCAUGCUUGAUGGUUUGUCAGAUCUCCCUAAGUGGUAUGGAAUAAAAGAAAUGCAAGCCAAUUGGCUAGGAGACUGCACUGGAUGCUACUUUGAGUUUAUUUUGAAGGUUAAUAACAAAUCAACAGGAGAGAAAAUAGCAGCCUUUGCAUAUGUACCUGAAGCCAUUUAUGGUAUGUCUUAUUUACAUAUCUUACCUGACCACAGACUGUUACAUGGAAAUAGCAGUCUAAAGGAAGCCUUCCAGAAGGAUUUGAUACCAGGCAAAGAGUCUCUUACUUCAGUGACAGCUAUGAACCUGCUUACCAAUCAGGAGAUCCCUGUAGUCAUAUCAGCAAAAUCAGAGUUUGAAGGCUACCUUGAUGCUAAAAUAGGAAUCCCUUGCACUGAAGCAGAUGAUGCUAAAGUUGCUAGGAGUUUGGGCCUGUCAUUUGAAGAAGUUAUUGAAACUCUGUCAGAUGGCUCACAGAGACUGAUCCACUCUGGAGAGUUCACAGGUAUGAGUAGACAACAAGCGUUAAAUGCAAUCACUGAGCAAGCCAAAAAUAAAGGAGUAGGAGUAUACCUAACAAGUAAUAAAUUGAAAGAUUGGCUGAUCUCCCGACAACGUUAUUGGGGAACACCUAUUCCAGUUAUUCAUUGCCAGUCCUGUGGUCCUGUGCCUGUGCCGUAUGAGGAUUUACCUGUACAGUUGCCAAAUAUUGCAUCCUUUACAGGCAAGGGUGGCUCACCAUUAGCUUCAAUUUCAGAUUGGGUCAACUGCUGUUGUCCAAAAUGCAAGAAACCUUCAAGGAGAGAAACAGAUACCAUGGAUACAUUUGUUGAUUCAGCUUGGUAUUAUUUAAGAUAUACUGAUCCCCAUAACACUGAGAGAGCAUUUGACAAAGACUUGGCAGAUCAUUGGAUGCCUGUGGAUCUGUACAUUGGAGGAAAGGAACAUGCAGUGAUGCAUUUGUACUACGCCAGGUUCAUUAAUCAUUUUUGCCAUGAUCAGAAGAUGACUAAGCAUAGAGAGCCUUUUCACAAGCUCUUAGUUCAAGGCCUUAUCAAGAAUCGAACAUUCAGACUAACAACAACUGGUAAAUAUUUGAAGAGAGGAGAAGUUGACCUUACUGGUCCUGAACCUGUUCAUAUUAAAACCAAAGAAAAUCUGGAGAUGAUGUGGGAAAAAUUGAGUAAAUCUAAGCACAAUGGCAUAGAGCCUGAAGAAAUGGUCCAGCAAUACGGAAUUGACACAGUCCGACUCUACAUCCUAUUUGCUGCACCUCCGGAGCAAGACAUUUUGUGGGAUGUGAAAACGGAGCGGAGGCGGCAGCUGGACGAGUUCCUGGCCCAGAAAGGGAGGCCCAGGCCGGCGGGUGGCAGGCCCUACUUGAAGGACAGGACCAAUGGGCAGGCCUUGGCUCCCUCCAGACCGGACUCGGCUGUUCUUUCUUUCCAGGUGGCCAGGACGAAGCACAGGGAAGCCGCCCCAAGCAAACCCAAGGUGGCCCCCGUCAAGAAAGCGGUGCCCGGAGCGCCCCACCGCCCUGCGACAAAGGAGCCCCCAGCGGCUGGGUCCCGCUUUCCCCGGGAGCCCCCCUCCCAAACCCACCCUGAGAAGCCACUCAGGAAUGACCACAACAAAGGAAAACAGAAGGCAGAGGAUGGGAAAGAGAAUGCCGUUGUUGGAGUGACCGCAGUCCGACCGACUCAAAAGAGGGCUGUUUCCAGACCGGCGUUUGGAAGCCAUGCAUCCAAGCAAUCUGUACAUUUGGGGAGUAAGGGGACAUUCUCCCUGAACUCAGCAAAUCCUAAAAAGAAGCACCAAACUCCCCCGCCAGGCAAGAAGCCCUCCGCCCAUCCAAGGAGCCAUUCGGCUGCACCCAAAAGCGGAGCCGAGAGGAAGCAAGGCAACUUCAGGCAACAGCCGAGGACCCCCAAUGCAAAGCCUAGACCCCGGACCUCUGCCGUCCACACAGCUCCUGCCUCUGGGGGGCUCCGAAAUGGCAGGAGAGAGCCCCCCAAACCCAAGCACCCGGAUGUGGGCCCAGGCCAAGAGCUCAAGACCCCUUCUGCUCCCGACCGGAGGCAACUGCUGGAGGACUGGGUGGCGUCCCGAGGAAGGACCUACAAGAGGCCCCCCAUGCGCCCCGCUGCCCCGAAGCCUCCGAAGGCAAAGUCCAGCCUGAACCUCGCCUUCUGGGGCUCCUUGGAGGAGGAGGAGGAGAAAGAGGAAGCGGAGAAGGAGGAGCAGCACCUGGCCAACGAGAUCACACACACCUUGGCAGAGUGCCGGAAGCUGGCCGAAGAGGGCCUUCCUGAAGAGCAGAUCCUCGCAGCGCUGACCCGCAUCCCGCAAGUGGAGAGGUUUGCCCAGUUCUGGGUCUGCAAAGCCACGCUAGAGGCGCAGAGGGGCUCCUUGGACGUGGCAGGGCUCUACGAAGCCGCCCUCUCCGCUGGGGCCACGCCGCUGCAGGAGCUGCGAGAUGCUGUCACGGGUAUUUUGAAGAAUGUCAAGGCACCGUCCAGGGGUGAGCGUGCCAUGGGAUCCCUUUGCACGAGAGACCCGGAGCCUGUGAGCCCUUCUGGAGUGUGUUUCCCUUCGACCCCUGCAGCCAGCCCUGUUCCAGAGGAAGAUGUGGACCCUCCCCAGACUCCUCAGCAAAGCCCACCGUGGGCUAAGCCCUGCUCGGCCAUCAAGCUCCAGAUCCUUUCCCUGCCCAGGUCCAGCAAGCGAAGCCCUUGGCCAGAGGUGAGACUCCUGACCCCCGUGCGACGGUCCCUGCGCAUUGAAGGCGCCACCGCUUCCUACCCACAGAUGCUGAGGGACCACGACCCUGUCGUCUCCUCCCUGGAGGAAAUCGUGGCCGCAGACCACGGGAGCCAAUUCCUCUUCCGCAGCAACACAGCUCUGCCCAGAGCGGUGAGAGUGGCCGACUUUGUGACUGGACGGGCCACCUGUGGGCACAAUGCCACCCCGGCCACGACGAAAGCAUCAUUGCCACGUUGAGGAGUGUUCACACCACCUCCUUUCCUCCCAGCCUCCUUCUUUCUCUUUCUUUGUAAACAAGACUGGACCCACAGCAUUGUUCUCUGAAGCCCUUUUGGAAACAUGUCCGUCUUUAUUCUUCAAUCCAUCAAUCAGUGUGGCCAGAAUCCCUGGGUUGCUGUGAGUUUUCCGUGCUGUCUGGCCAUGUUCCAGAAGCAUUGUCUCCCGACGUAUCGCCCACAUCAGCAACCCAAUCAAUCAGCCUUUAUUACAAGGAGGAAAAGUGCACAGCAGAUUCCUAAACUGAUGAGGCCCACUUAAGAACAGGAUGAGUUCAAUGCUAAAUGCAUACAAACAAGGAAAAAACACUGCAAAUCUAUACAAGGCAAGUUUCAGCCUGGGUCUAAUACAGGAAGUUGUCUUAUCCCGGCUACUUCAGAGAGAAACUUUGCAACAACCAGGGCCACAUGGUGGAAACUAUCACUAGUACAAACCUCACAUGAAAUUGGGCUGAUCAAAUCAGGGGGUAUUAUAAAAUU
Molecule: messenger RNA, 5210 nt
Organism: Anolis carolinensis (green anole)
Lineage: Eukaryota; Metazoa; Chordata; Lepidosauria; Squamata; Anolidae
Product: leucine--tRNA ligase-like
Exons: 19
Coding region: 1513-4692 (1059 amino acids)
Biological process (GO): mitochondrial translation; leucyl-tRNA aminoacylation
Cellular component (GO): mitochondrion
Molecular function (GO): leucine-tRNA ligase activity; ATP binding; aminoacyl-tRNA deacylase activity
Source: RefSeq, a predicted model, not a curated record